Molecule: messenger RNA, 1242 nt
Organism: Miscanthus lutarioriparius
Lineage: Eukaryota; Viridiplantae; Streptophyta; Magnoliopsida; Poales; Poaceae
Source: the annotation of a GenBank genome assembly
AUGAAGGACCGCCACCUCUCGCUGAACCAGACGCAGCGGGUCCGCCUGGAGGCCGCGCUCCACGAGCUCCAGUCCCUUGCGCCCGCCGCCGCGUCCGCCGCUGCCGUCACCGUCGCGGACACCAUUCCCGUCAAUCAGGAGGACAACAUCCUCAAGGGGCACGGGACGUCGGACCAGGACGGGGAGGUGGUGGCGACGCUCUGCGGGGUGGUGGAGCGGGUCAACAAGCUGGUCUACGUCCGUACUCUCAAGGCGAGAUACAAGCCGGAGGUUGGUGAUAUCAUAGUUGGCCGUGUGAUUGAGAUUGCUCCUAAGCGUUGGAGGUUGGAGAUAAAUUUUAGCCAAGAUGCUGUUCUGAUGCUUUCGUCUAUGAAUUUGCCCGAUGGUAUUCAGAGAAGGAGAACUGCUGUUGAUGAACUUAAUAUGCGGAGUAUCUUUGAAGAAAAUGAUGUUAUCUGUGCUGAAGUUCGCGGCUUCCAACAUGAUGGAUCUCUACACCUACAGGCAAGGAGUGAAAAGUAUGGAAAGCUCGAGAGGGGUCAAUUGCUGAUGGUACCUCCAUACUUGGUUAAACGAAAGAAGCAGCAUUUUCAUCAUCUUGAGCAGUACAAUGUCGACUUGAUUCUUGGUUGCAAUGGAUUCAUCUGGGUUGGUGAGCAUGUUGUGGUGGGUGAAAAAACAAAAACGACAGGAGGUCAGCAGAGGUUCAGCACUGAAGCAGAGAAUUUUACCCCAUUAGAAACGAGGAAGCAUAUUUGCCGGCUUGCCAAUGCUGUACGUGUGCUCUCAGCCCUAGGAUUCACUUUGAUCGUCGAACUGAUAAUCGAGACCAUGGAAGCAAGUGUGUCAUCAAAUGUAGAGAUAAAUGACAUGCUCGGUGCUGAAUUUUAUGUCCAGACAGCAGAGAGAGAGGCUAAGCGUCGAGCUGAUCUGUUGAGAAAGAAGAAUGGGGCAAGCUCGAGAGAGGGUCAAUUGCUGAUGGUACCUCCAUACUUGGUUAAAAAGAAGCAGCAUUUUCAUCAUCUUGAGCAGUACAAUGUCGACUUGAUUCUUGGUUGCAAUGGAUUCAUCUGGGUUUGUGACAUGAAUUAUGUUGCCUGGGAAAUCUGCAACUCAUUAGCCAGGUUAUAUGAAUAUCUCAUUAGCCAGGCUAUAGAAUGCCCAUCACAGAGUGUGCAAGUCACCAACACCUUUGUGAAAAACUUAUGGAGGGGCUUUAUGCGAGUGCCUUGUGCCAAGUGA